CAUUAGGGCAAACCUUUUGCAUGGCCCGGUGUCCUGGUUGGGCGGAGUUUGUAGAUAUUAGACCAUUCCAUUGGUCUUUAAGCUAAAUCUCCACUCAUCCAGGAGACCGGGAUGAGUCAAAACGAAGUCGACCAUUGCUUAGCUCCUGUCAACAAUCACAGUCAGCAGACGAAACUACAGCAGAGCAGAUAGAGAUCAUAGUGACGCCGCUUUCGUUUCGACAGUCUGUAAUCGAGAAAUGUCGAGAAGGUGCAUACAUAGUCACUAAAGUGGUCGGACCUACUGUCGCGGUGUGGGACUUGUGCGGCAAACCGCCAUGAUCAUAGCGCAUAAAAUAUUGGAAUGAUGCCGCGACGCACCAAUAAACUUUGAUAUGGAGAAUGAAGCGAUUUGGCAGUCAAUUUUGUCUGUCGAGAAUCAGUCCGUUAUCGUGUUUGAUUUAACUUUUGACUUUUCAAGACACUUUUAUUACUUUGGCUGUUUUUGCUGUUAACACAACUACUGGACUGGACACUGUCAUGCGCUCUAUGUCUCUCUUGUGACAUCGAGUUUCAGCGUUUUUUCUAGGCUAUUUAUGGUUUAUUUGAAUAGUGACAUGAUAUAAACACUGAUAUAUCGAUUAAACAUCUAUCUGAAGCUUUGCACAUUGUGUAGGACCAUUUUCAACACCUGUCCCUGAUGGGCUUCAUGAGAGUGAAGAGCACUUUCCAGGACUGUUCUGUUUUAUAGACCUUAUAGGACUUCAUAUCUUGGGGAAGUUAGAAUAGGACAGGAGCCACCAUGGGUGUCUGGCAGAGUAGCCCCGUGGCUGAGAGUCGAAUCCGGGCGUAUUCUAGCCCUGUUGAACCCUCUGGAAGCAGCACUACCCCAGGGUUCAGAUACACAGCCAGUCCUGGCGGCCCCAGAAUUCCCUACACCGGAGGGACCCGACCCAGCUCCUACCACCAGUCAGGGAUGAGUAUACCACAUGGUGGCCAGAGCAGCAGUCUGGACCAGGAGGAGACAGAUGGGGAGAGAGGAGGAGAACACCAGAUGAUGAUUGGCUCUCUACCACUUCACCUGUCCCCUCACCUACUGGGAGGCUUUCUCUGUCCUGUGUGCAGUAAGUUUGUGGCGUCAGAUGUAAUGGAGAUGCAUCUGAUCAUGUGUCUCACCAAAUUACGACUCCGCCACAACGAGGAUGUUCUGAUGAAAGAUAGUGGGGAGUGUGCCAUCUGUCUAGACGAGAUGGAGCAGGGACACACCAUCUCUAGACUCCCCUGUCUCUGUAUAUACCACAAAUGGUGUAUAGACGAGUGGUUUGAGGUGAAUCGUUCGUGUCCAGAGCACCCCUUGGACUAAGGGCUCAGAUUCCCACAGAAUAUCUACCAUCUAUCUACUUCAUCCACAUCGUCAUGACAUGCUGGCCUAUGAAUCUACUUCAUCUAGAUCUAUGUCUGACCUGCUGGUCUGUGAAUCUACUUUACCUAUCAACGUCUGACCAGUGACACGAGCCUGUGAAGUUUAGCAGUGCUGGAAAUUGCCAGGAACCUCACGAUACGAUAUUAUCAUGAAACUUACUUAAAAAACAAAGUUUAGUCAUUUAGCACAGUGGUUCCCAGGGUGAGCGCGGGGGUCUCAGUCCAGCUUUAAACCUACUCUUGAAAGUUGUAAUAGUAUAAUGCACAAGGUGCAAUUUAGAAAUUGGCCAGUG
Molecule: messenger RNA, 1693 nt
Organism: Salvelinus fontinalis (brook trout)
Lineage: Eukaryota; Metazoa; Chordata; Actinopteri; Salmoniformes; Salmonidae
Product: E3 ubiquitin-protein ligase znrf2-like
Exons: 5
Coding region: 781-1341 (186 amino acids)
Source: RefSeq, a predicted model, not a curated record